Molecule: messenger RNA, 1108 nt
Organism: Chlamydomonas reinhardtii
Lineage: Eukaryota; Viridiplantae; Chlorophyta; Chlorophyceae; Chlamydomonadales; Chlamydomonadaceae
Exons: 3
Coding region: 134-1075 (313 amino acids)
Source: RefSeq, a predicted model, not a curated record
CACCCUGCCGCCACGCACCGCCUCACUCCACCGGCACGCACGCUUCCACUCCUCCGCUUUCUCCGCCACUCCGCGCAGGCACCAACGGUCUCGCCACCCCACUGGUAUUCCCAUACAACUCCCCCAAGUUGGCAUGUCUAGCAGCACCCGCGACCAGCCGGCGACCAGUGCAAGCGCAAAGGACGCCCGCCGCCGCUUGCGCGAGCUGGCCUUUGCCAUGGGAAGCGAGGUGGACGACCAGGCCCUGAUGGACCUGACCAAGUCAAAGGCUCACCGCAGCUACUACAACAAGGUGACAGUCAGCCCCGAUGGCCAGUGCAGCUACCCUAGCAACCUGCGCUACCUCGUGGAGCGGCUGGUGGGCUACAGCCGCAACACCUUUCACCUGCAGACCCUGAACCAGACUUCGGCCACCGCAGGCCAGAUCGUCACAGUCGACCUCUCUUCCAACUCGGUAUGCGAUCUGAACACAUUCACGAUGUUCUUCAAGGGUUCCACCACCACCACUGCUGGGUUUGCUGUGCUCCCACGCAACUGUGAGACGAUCCUGGAGCGAGUUGAGGUUGAGGCCAACGGCCAGAUCAUUCAGGGCGCGAGCGAUAUUGCUGCGGCUCCAAGCGCAAAUCAGACCAACGUGCAGUUUGCAAUCCAGAACUGGUUGGGCUUCCUGGGGUCGGUGAAACCCUCUAUUCUGGACACGAGCCUGAUUGGGAAUGUGCGACUGCGUCUGACCCUUGCCCAGCCCGUCAUCCUAGCCAAGUCCCCCACCUGCACCGGCGAGAACUACUCGCUGCCUGAUAUCUUCUUCACCGUGGAUACGCUCUCAAUCGAUGAUGGGGUCUUCUACCAGAUGCAUCAACAGUUCCUGUCGUCUGGUGGCAUGUACGAACUGCCCUUCCACCAGUACUUGGCUUUUACCUCGACUGGCGGCAUGAGCCAGACCACCAAGUUUAGCCUGAGUGCGCAGAGCCUGAACCGCUGCUGGGCAACGUUUCUCACCAGCGGUAACUUGCCCCUGGCCGCGGCGCCAACCACUGGCGCAUUCGUGGACCAGGGGGGGGGGGGUACGAACUAAACCUCCAGACCCCAUGUCCCAAAACCUCCCGAC